This is a messenger RNA of Mangifera indica (mango), 522 nucleotides long. RefSeq names its product disease resistance protein RPV1-like. The transcript has a single exon. The coding region runs from base 1 to 522 and encodes 173 amino acids. Gene Ontology annotation, biological process: signal transduction. The record is from RefSeq and is a predicted model, not a curated record. NCBI's taxonomy places the organism in Eukaryota, Viridiplantae, Streptophyta, Magnoliopsida, Sapindales, Anacardiaceae.
AUGGCUUCUUCUUCUUCCACUACGGUUGAAGUGAACAAGCAUGAGGUAUUCCUCAGUUUCUGUGGUGAUGACACCCGCCACACGUUUGCCAACACUUUACAUGAAAUUUUGCAGAGCACUGGUAUUGAUGUUUUCAUCGAUUACAGUUUUCAGAGAGGAGAGCACAUUUCUUCAUAUCUUAUGAAGAAAAUUUCGCAUUCCAUGAUUUCAGUUGUCAUUUUCUCGAAAGGUUAUGCAUCUUCAAGAUGGUGUCUGGAAGAACUUGUGAAGAUCUUGGAGUGCAGGAAUACGGAAAAACAGGUGGUAAUACCAGUUUUCUAUCGUGUCAAUCCAUCAGAUGUAAGGCAUCAAACUGGAUAUUUCGGAGACGGAUUUGCAAAUCUUCUAGUAAGUAUGGAUGAGGGGAAGUUAGAGAGGGUACAAAGGACAGAAGAACAAUGUGAAGAGAAGGUGCUGCAGUGGAAGAAUGCUUUGAGAGAAGCAGCUAAUAUAUCCGGCCGAUCAACUGAAGAGGACCCGUAA